This is a messenger RNA of Peronospora matthiolae, 1053 nucleotides long. NCBI's taxonomy places the organism in Eukaryota, Oomycota, Peronosporomycetes, Peronosporales, Peronosporaceae. The record is from the annotation of a GenBank genome assembly.
AUGUGUGCUCCAUCGGAUUUCAAGUAUCGGACUUUCGACCCAUGUCUCUACAUCAAGACUUCGGACGGCCAUUGCGUGUUUAUACUGGUCUACGUGGACGACGUCUUGAUGACUGGAAGCUCGCUCGAGCUGAUUGCACAAACCAAGAACGACCUGAAGACGCGGUUCGAGAUGACGGACAGCGGCAAGUGUGCGUUUGCUCUUGGGAUCGAGCUUUUGGGCGGUGAAGAUGGCAGUGUGACACUAUGUCAGCGUCGGUAUGUCGAUGAUAUCCUCAAGCGCUUUGGCAUGGAUGAUUGCAAGGCAGUCGCAAGUCCAGUCGACAUGAGCUCUCGACUUGUUUCAAGUGAUGCAACUACCAAGGUCGAUGCUCCUUUUCGCAAAGCUGUUGGUGCGUUGAUGCACCUGACCACUGCAACGCGUCCGGACAUUGCGUUUGCUGUGGGCUAUGUGUUGCGGUUCAUGGAAAAUCCCCAAGAAGAACACUGGGUUGCAGUUAAGCGUAUCUUUCGCUACCUACAAGGCACCAAGACGCAUGGAAUUUGCUACAAGCCAAGUGCAAGGAUCGACUUCCGUGGACAUUCGGAUGCGGAUUGGGCUGGUGAUCUUACCGACCGCAAGUCAACAUCGGGGUACACGUUCAUGCUACUCGGUGCGCCAGUCAGUUGGGGCAGCAAGAAGCAGCCAAGUGUUUCUUUGUCCACGACUGAAGCUGAAUACAUCGCACUCAGCUUGGCGAUUCAAGAGGGCAAGUGGAUUCAUCGUCUGCUUUGUGAGAUCGUGAUGGCUGCCAAUGAAGAAGGACCGGAACUCAUGAUCCAUGAAGACAAUCAGUCGUGUAUCAAGAUGACGAAGAACCCAGUCAACCACGGCCGUGCCAAGCACAUUGAUAUCAAGUACCAUCACAUCCGUGAUGAGGUCAAGCGCGGUGAAGUGAAGCUCAAGUACUGUGAAACUGCGGUGAUGUUAGCGGACAUCAUGACGAAGGGACUUCAUGGACCACGCCACAAGGAGAUGACGACGGCUCUCGGGAUUCGUGAGCAUUCGGAUUGA